AUGAGGCUGCUGGAUAGCAACUUUGGGGCCGAACCUGAGUUAGUGCCCAAAACGCCGUCGCAGAGGAGGCGUCCCAAGAAAAGGCAGUCCUCCUCUCUCAAAGAUGAAAGCAAGGAGCCAACCAGGAGGAGGUUGUCCAGAAGGAGAAGCAGCGUCAAGCUAGUGUCUUCCAAGCCAGGUUGCCAGAAACGCCACAGCAAAGAGCAACCCCCGAACCCCAGCAGUCUGGGGGAAGAGGUGUCCACACCCGACCCUGCAGUAGGGUCUCAGGCCAGGGUUAAAACAGAGCUUCCAGCACUGCCAGUGGCGCUGACUGGGAAAUGGCCAGCAGAAGCGCAAGUUCCAGUGGCAAAAAUGGAUUGUAGCGACUUCCCUCAGGUCGAGUUAGGGAAGGGAGACAGGGCCAAUAUAGGACGUGGGGCCGGUAAGGCUGUCGCAGGAGAGCGAUUGCCCACGGGGGCUGGAGUUACUGAGCUGCCUGAUGUGUCAUCUGUCACUGUGGUCCCUGGUGGCCAGACAGCAAGGGAGGGGGAAGAGACCCCCGGAAGAGGAGCAAGUACCUCCACUCCCAAGGCUGCUAGAAAUGGAGAUCCUGCCACAGACCAAGGAAAGUGGUCUCCUCAAGGCCUAGAAAACGUGCUUUUCCGGGACUCUGACAACAAAAUGACCGCUAUGAGAGCCAAAACACGCCGUUGCUCUGGGCGCCGAAGCUUUGUGGGUGGCCCCCACAAAGGCUGUAGGUCCUCCUUGGCAGAAAAAUAUUCACUGGCCAGCAAAAGAGAGAGCAUGAUCCGGAGAUCUAUCAGCAGGGCCAUUUCAAAGAAGGCAGCAGCUCGAGAAUCAUCCUCUGCCUCCAGCAGAGUGAGCUGUCAAAGCUCCGCGGAGGUAUUUGUGGAAGAUGAUAUGAGCAGCAGCAUGAGACCUGAACUGGAACUGAACCCCCAAAGUGAAAAGAUUCCUGAAAACUUCCUUGCUUCAAGCAAGAGUAUGCAAGCUGCCAGCCCUCCUGCACAGCACUUCCCUCCCCCUGAGCAGCAAAGAGGGAAUAAUGAAGAAGGCUAUGUAAAUACAAAUAGCGAAUCCCAAAAGGAGAACCAGGAGCAACCCCACAGUGCUGAGUUCCAGGAGAAACCCUCACGCAUCUGGACGAGAAGCUAUAAGCAAGCAAUGGGUGUUAUGUGGGACGGGCAGCAGCAAGGGGGUCGUGCCCUUUCCCCUUUGGAUGACAAGUGUCUGAAUUCUGCAAACCAGACUGCAUCUUCUGCCUCUCCAGCUAGCAAGGUUGUUCGUCCGUUGAAAAACUUUUUGCAAGCUGUUCAGAGAAACCAGCUACUCGCGAGCCCGGGGUCCACAGGACGUGGGGGCAUCAUAAGGAAUUUCAUCAAACGCAACACUCCCACCCGACCUGAUCUUAAGGAGAAGGAGCGGCAGAGACUAGAAAGCCUCAGGAAGAAGCAGGAGGCUGAGGAACAGAGGAAAAAGAAAGUGGAGGAGGAAAAGAGACGGCGGCAGGCAGAAAUGAAACAGAAGAGGGAAGAGCGCCUAAGGAAGGCGCUGCAGGCUCGGGGGCGGGUGGAACAAAUAGAAGAAGAAAAGAAAAAGCGGAUGGAACAGAAGAUCUUGCAGAAUGAUGAAAAGGUGCGUCUCUCACAAGUGCGGGAAGAGAAAGCGGUAGAGGAAAGGAGCAAGAAGAAGCUAUCGAAGAAGGCUGGAGAAGCUGAUGCACGGAAACAGAAGGCGCUGAGGAUGGAGGAAGAUGAAUUUGAGCAGCAGGAACUCCUGCAGAAAAGGAGAGAGGAUGAAGUGAAAGAAAAGGGGAAGAAAGUCUUGGAGCUAAAGAAUCUCGUAGAGCAGCGCCAGGUGGAACAAGUGAAGGAGAGGGAUUACAAACAACGAGGGAAGGAGAAGGCCCCCCCACCACAGCUGGAGUUGGCAGUGUUUACUGGAGAAAACAUAAAGGAGGAAGAGAGCCCAAAAGACCUGCACCAGCUGCCUGGGCAGGAGACGAGAGGCAAGCAACCAGAAUUCAUUGCCACGGCUUCUAAUACACGGCUCAAAGUGGUAAAGGAGGAAGACAGUCUGCAGGAGCCUCAGCUGCAUAUGGGAGAGGAGAAAAAAAGCAAGCAACCAGAACUGAUGACUGCUGCUUCCAGCACAUGGCUGAGCAAAACUGUAAAGAAAUCUAUCUCCACAUCCUGCUUAGGGCCACCAAAGGGCUCCAAGGGGUCCAGGUCCCCCAAAGUAAGUGAAAAUAAUUAUGGGAUGGAUCUGAACAGUGACGACUCCACAGAUGAUGAGAAUGAACCCCGGAAGCCUGUCCCUGCCUGGGCUGAUGGGUUUCAGCUUAAUCAAGCUAUUUUACACCAGUACUAUCACCCAGUGAAUGUUGACCAGCUCUUUGGGUUAAUUGCAAGCCCUAAACUGGAGGAUAUUUUUGGCAAGAACAAGCCUCGAUACUUCAAACGCACCAGCUCAGCAGUUUGGCAUUCCCCACCUGGGACAAAACCUGCAUGUGGCACGUCUUGCAUCUUCAAAAACUGAGAAAAGGCUAAGUGUGUCUCUUCUCUCUA
Struthio camelus australis is the source of this 2570-nucleotide messenger RNA. NCBI's taxonomy places the organism in Eukaryota, Metazoa, Chordata, Aves, Struthioniformes, Struthionidae. The record is from RefSeq and is a predicted model, not a curated record.